This is a messenger RNA of Cuscuta epithymum, 914 nucleotides long. The record is from the annotation of a GenBank genome assembly. Lineage: Eukaryota; Viridiplantae; Streptophyta; Magnoliopsida; Solanales; Convolvulaceae.
GGAUGAGUUGAGAUCAAGAAGAAGAAAAACAAUAAUGAUACGAGUACAAAGUUAUUCUUCGGCCGUGGUCAAGUCAACGACGACGACCGACCACCGCCCUUGUGCUUCUCUGCUUGUUUUAAUCAUUAUUUUCUUCUCCUCUGCAUGUUCGACGGGGGGACUGGAAACUGGGCCGGCGAUCAACGAGACAGAGAAGAUGAAAGCUGUUCAUGCUCUUCUCAAGAAGAUCAACAAGCCUGCUAACAAGACGAUUCAUAGUCCGGACGGAGACAUUAUAGAUUGUGUGGACUAUCAUCAACAACCCGCUUUUGAUGAUCCACUCUUGAAGGCGCAAAAACGUCCACUGAGCCAAGCUGAAUGGCCAGAAGGCCACAUCAAAAAUAGCUUGGACAUGGAAAAUGUUCAGUUGUGGAGCCUAAAUGGGGAGUCAUGUCCAGAGGGAACAGUGCCUAUUAGAAGAACCAAAGAGCAAGACAUUCUGAGAGCUCCUUCCAUUGCCGCUUUCGGAAGAAAAAUGUCAACAAAAAGAGAUUCCUCAAACGAGGUCCAUGAGCAUGCAGUUGGAUAUGUAAAGGGGGAUAGUGUAUACUAUGGAGCAAAAGCUGGUAUAAAUGUGUGGGCACCUCAUGUUGCUGAUAACUCAGAUGAAUUCAGCAUAUCACAAAUAUGGAUAACCUCUUCUUCGUUGGAUAAUACCAUUGAAGCGGGUUGGCAGGUUAGCCAAGCGAUGUAUGGCGACACGUCUCCGAGAUUCUUCAUAUAUUGGACAGGGGAUUCAUAUAACAAUGGUUGUUACAAUUUGGGAUGCUCGGGCUUUGUCCAAAUUGGAAAUAAAUAUGCUGUUGGGGCAGCCAUCACUCCGACCUCAGAGUAUAAUGGGACACAAAAGGACAUCGAGAUAUAUAUUUGGAAGG